Messenger RNA from Pecten maximus, 2965 nucleotides. Its product is annotated as dentin sialophosphoprotein-like. The coding region runs from base 1829 to 2746 and encodes 305 amino acids. The transcript has 3 exons. The record is from RefSeq and is a predicted model, not a curated record. NCBI's taxonomy places the organism in Eukaryota, Metazoa, Mollusca, Bivalvia, Pectinida, Pectinidae.
CCCUACCCUACCCUCCAGUCCGUGUUGGGCCCUACCCUACCCUCCAGUCUGUGUUGGGCCCUACCCUUCCCUCCAGUCUGUGUUGGGCCCUACCCUACCCUCCGGUCUGUGUUGGGCCGUACCCUACCCUCCGGUCUGUGUUGGGCCCAACCCUACCCUCCGGUCUGUGUUGGGCCGUACCCUACCUCCAGUCUGUGUUGGGCCGUACCCUACCCUCCAGUCUGUGUUGGGCCGUUCCAGGCGGUUAUUAGUAUUACGUCGUAGGACCUGAAUUGGCUCGGGUGGACCUGAACCACACCAGAAAACGGAUAUAUACAUGUUUAUGUAUAAAUAUAUAUUUUAAACGCACAAUUAAAUGGAAAAAUAUGUAAAGCGUCUGAAGAUAUAAUGCAAAUGCUUAUUUACAAAUAUAUUAUGGAUUUUAGUAUGUUAAUUAAAAAGCAUCUAUUCUUGGAAACCAUAUAUAUUUCUUCUUACAUUUAUCCUUUGCAAGGAUUUUACCUCACUUAUAUUUUUAUAUAUUUGUAUGCAGAUACAAAUAAGUGAAGUAAGAUCCUUGCAAAGGAUUAAUGUUAGAAAAAUAAUCUUUAAUUAACAUCCUAAAUAUAUAUCUUCCCCUAUAAUGAGUACAUAGUAUGUUCAUAAAUUAUAAAUGAGAUGUAACUGUGAACACUGGUUAGGAAAAUAUAAAUUAAAAAAUUAACACAUUAUUUGACCACUCUCAUUCAUAAUGAAAAACAAUGUUCACAAAUUGUUCAACAUGAUAGGACUGAGUGUAUAGGUGAACAGUGUUAAGUCAUUACCUUUAAUUAUUUGAAUAAUAUUAAGACACACACUGCACAGGUAAGGUAUAUAUAUCCUUGAAACAACAAAUACCUGUGCCCAGUGUUGUGAAUGGUUCUAUAAACACUAGUCAGCUGGAUAGGUGUUCAGGUGAUCCUGUAUAUUGUCACCUCAUUAUAGUCAAUUAGUGUCAGCUUGGGUAUAUCACUCAAUACAGCAGCCCUGUAGUUUGUAUAUAAACUGUGUAUAGUUUCACUGCAGACAUAGCCACUCAUAGUCUCUGCUUUACUAGUGCUUUACUGUUAAUCUUGUAUAUAAUAAUUCAUCAUUUUUAAUACUUAUUGUUAGACUAGAUAUUUUUCCUACAUUUUCAACAGAUAAUUUUACCAAGUAAUUGUGUAGUGCUAAUAGUGUUGUUAGUUUAUUUUCAUGAUGGCCACCUUAGUGUUUGGCAAUUCUCAGAUUAGGUAUUUUUACCAACAUUUUGAAAAUGGAAAUGAAUGUGACAUACAUGUUAUUUCCAAAAGUGGAUUAACAUUUCAAAACGCUUGGAAUCAGUUGAAGAACUUGGUAACAAAUUACAAAAUUUUGGUCCUCCACUUGGGUUAUGAUGAAUUGGCUAAAAGGGAAACUGAUGAAGAAGUUCUUUCAAAGUACCAAACUCUUGUAGAAAAUAUCUGGAAAAUCAAUCCAACAAUACAUAUAGUGAUUUCAGCAAUACCACCAAGAGGUGACAAUAAAUUCAGCAACAUUCUUGUGAAAGAUUCCUAUAUUAGGUCAAUCAAUGAAGAGGCUAUGUCAGUUAAUCAGGGACUUUCUGCUGUUUCAGCACUUAUUGAUCAGCUACAUUUUACAGGGCAUGGCUAUUUCAUGACAAAUGGUUGUCUAGACAGGUCACUUUUAGGUAGGGAUGGUGUUCAUUUCAGCAUGUCAGGUGUUAAGACAGUUUUUAAAUCAAUCCUAAGUUGUGUUAGAUAUGUAUCUGGACAGUUUAUGAAAAGCAAGCAGAGUGAUAGGUCAGGCAAAGAUACUAGUGUAGGUAAAGAUGUCUGUAUCUGAUGUUGAUACCCCCAGUAGUAGUGAUAGGUCAGACAAAGAUGUAUGUACUGUAUCUGAUACCCCCAGUAGUAGUGAUAGGUCAGACAAAGAUGUAUGUACUGUAUCUGAUACCCCCAGUAGUAGUGAUAGGUCAGACAAAGAUGUAUGUACUGUAUCUGAUGUUGAUACUCCCAGUAGUAGUGAUAGGUCAGACAAAGAUGUAUGUACUGUAUCUGAUACCCCCAGUAGUAGUGAUAGGUCAGACAAAGAUGUAUGUACUGUAUCUGAUACCCCCAGUAAUAGUGAUAGGUCAGACAAAGAUGUAUGUACUGUAUCUGAUACCCCCAGUAGUAGUGAUAGGUCAGACAAAGAUGUAUGUACUGUAUCUGAUGUUGAUACUCCCAGUAGUAGUGAUAGGUCAGACAAAGAUGUAUGUACUGUAUCUGAUGUUGAUACUCCCAGUAGUAGUGAUAGGUCAGACAAAGAUGUAUGUACUGUAUCUGAUACCCCCAGUAGUAGUGAUAGGUCAGACAAAGAUGUAUGUACUGUAUCUGAUGUUGAUACUCCCAGUAGUAGUGAUAGGUCAGACAAAGAUGUAUGUACUGUAUCUGAUACCCCCAGUAGUAGUGAUAGGUCAGACAAAGAUGUAUGUACUGUAUCUGAUACCCCCAGUAGUAGUGAUAGGUCAGACAAAGAUGUAUGUACUGUAUCUGAUGUUGAUACUCCCAGUAGUAGUGAUAGGUCAGACAAAGAUGUAUGUACUGUAUCUGAUACCCCCAGUAGUAGUGAUAGGUCAGACAAAGAUACCAGUGUAGGUGAAGCGAAGAUUUGUGAUCGUCAACAUGGUGGUGGAGUCGAACCAUAUAUGGUGAGAAAUAAUGAGCUGCAUGUAAGUGAAAUUAUUGACAUCUUACAAAAUUGGUAAGUACUCCAGCAGUUAAACCGUCAGGUGGGGAAGCUUUUAUGAUUCAAGGGAAACAUGUUGAUGAUAGAUAUUCUUUAGUGCUUUAAAUAAUUAAUAGGUUUUCAUCUGCAGCCCGCCUUGUGCGUAUAAAUGCUCGGAUGUAAAUCAUUAAUUAGUGGUGUUUUUUAGAUAUUUAUUUAGAUGUUUACUAGUGCUUUUGUAUAAUAUGUUUUAUGUUAU